AUGAAAAUGUUUCCCGUGCCGCUCAUUGCACGCAUGAAGGCGAUGCUGAUGAGCAUCGGACACAGCGGAAGCACCGAUAGCAGUAACAACGAUCCACCGGUGGAAGAGGUCAUACGCGACCAGAGACCGCAUCUUGCGACCAUACCCGACGUACAGCAACUGCAGCAGAAUGGUGCACAUGGGCGGAAUCCACGAUCGAUGGCAAACGCCCGUCGCCUGGGUGAAAUUACCGACAUGUCACGGGUAAACCACGUUUACGGUUCGUACCAUGCACCCCCGCCGUUUGGAUCCAUUCAGCGCACAUUUGCAGCGGACAGUCGCAACAGUGUCGCCGAUACGUAUACCAGCAGCAGAUUCGGGACGCCAGAAACACGACCACUGGCACGACGCAGUGGCCAGCGUCCGCCGGAUUUAAUCCCGAUGAGAAUCGUCUCAUCGCGAACAUCGUCUUUUGGUCAACGAGGUGUUGCUGGUAUUUACUCGAAGCCAGUAUCCACUGCCACCAGUGGCCAGUCGUCGGGAGGCAAUGAGGUGAGUUCCGGUAACGUUUUGCAGCUGUCCCACGAGUUUAAAAAUCUGCUGCGCUCAAAGAGCAGCUCCACCCCGACGUCCGGGUCCGAUUCCACAGCUGCCCUCGACCGAGAGUUGAACGCACAUCGUGCAGCGGUAAAUAAAUAUGAAUCGCUGAUGCUAAAGUUUAUCCCCAUCAUGAACGAACCGCCCAAACGGAGCGCUUACGAUCGAUACACGAGGAAGACGAUUAAUGGAGAUGUUUCGCGACCGACGGUGCAAAAACAGUCCUCAGUAGAAACGCUCGAUCUAACCGACGAUGACGCUAGCGACGACGAUUGUGUGGAGGUGGGAGUGUCACAAACCAAAAGUGGCCGUUUGUUUACGCCGCUCGAUUCGAUGCUUACACUGGCACGGGACGAUGCGAACGACACAAAGCAAUCGAUACCGAGUCCACCGGAACCGGUCAACACGGUCAAGGAGCGGUUCGAAACGAAACAAGUCUUCCGGGACGAUAUUAUCCAGGACGUACAACAGCGUUACGGUACCCUGUUCAGCCAGCGCAAAUCCCUGAUCGAGCAGGAAAAGAAUCGUCUCGGAAGUCUGCGCCAAACCACAAACGUGCAGGAAAAUGAGGCCCGCAACAAAAUGCUCAACUAUGUGUGCUCUUUCUACAAGCUCGAUGAGCUGAACGAAUCGGACCUGAAAGAGUCAACACCCGAGCCGGAAGAUGUACCGCUGCCGGAGCUAACGAAGGAACAACUCGAUUUGAUGCAUCAGAAGUUGCGCACCGGGAACCAGGUGGUGAUCGAGAAGUUUAAUCUCCAGAUUACCGGUAACGAUCUCGUGACGCUGCAGGAUUUGAACUGGCUGAAUGAUGCGGUCAUCAACUUCUACAUGGAGCUGCUUCGGGAUCGUAGCGAGCAAAAGCACGGCCAGGGCCUGCCGAAGGUUUACACGAUGAAUACGUUCUUUCUGCCGCAGCUGCUGAAAAUCGGUUACUCAGGUGUACGGCGCUGGACACGCAAGGUAGACCUACUGGCAAAUGAUAUGAUUGUGGUUCCGGUACACGUCGGUGGCAUUCAUUGGUGUAUGUCGACGAUCGAUCUGCGGCGGAAAACGAUACACUAUUACGACUCGAUGGGUGCGCCCAACAAUGCCGUACUGAACGCGCUGGAAGACUAUUUGUGUCAGGAAUCGUUGGACAAGCGCAAAACGCCAUUCGACAAGAGUGGCCUAACCAAGCAGAACAUACGCGACUGUCCGCGCCAGAAGAAUGGGAGCGAUUGUGGUGUGUUUAGCUGUAUGUUUGCAGAAUACCUAACGCGCGACCACCCAAUCACGUUCGAUCAGUCCAACAUGAAGUACUUCCGGAGGAAGAUGACGGUGGAGAUAAUGUCGGGGAAGUUGCUGACGUAA
Anopheles maculipalpis is the source of this 1929-nucleotide messenger RNA. RefSeq lists its product as uncharacterized. The record is from RefSeq and is a predicted model, not a curated record. The coding region runs from base 1 to 1929 and encodes 642 amino acids. Gene Ontology annotation, cellular component: nucleus. The transcript has 2 exons. Gene Ontology annotation, biological process: protein desumoylation. Lineage: Eukaryota; Metazoa; Arthropoda; Insecta; Diptera; Culicidae. Gene Ontology annotation, molecular function: deSUMOylase activity.